Olea europaea var. sylvestris is the source of this 510-nucleotide messenger RNA. RefSeq lists its product as uncharacterized. Lineage: Eukaryota; Viridiplantae; Streptophyta; Magnoliopsida; Lamiales; Oleaceae. The coding region runs from base 1 to 510 and encodes 169 amino acids. The transcript has 2 exons. The record is from RefSeq and is a predicted model, not a curated record.
AUGUUUGAGAACAUUCGUGACAAGCUACAACAGUGGUUUUAUGAUCGUCGUGAGGAAUCACAGAGUUGCACAAGUGUGCUAACCCCGGUUGAGAAAGAUAAACUUUUCAAGACUCUAGAGGUGGCAAGGAAGGUAUAUGUAGAACCACUGGAUCAAUUUUGCUUCUCCGUGAGAUGUUCGCUGGCGAUGGCUAUGUAUAGAGGAAUUCCAUCACACACCUUAUGCAGUGCUUAUUACACGACUGGUUCUUGGAGAGCAGCAUAUGCCGAAACUAUAUUUCUUGUACCGAAUGAAGUCGAGUGGGAAGUUCCCGAUCACAUUCUCUCAUUGAAUAACUUGUUGCCAUUAGCAUUCGGCUUACGUACUCAUGGACGUACACGUACGUCUAGAAUACCAUCGACUGGAGAAUUUUUCAUGCCUCGUAAGUGCGGCAGGUGCGGUACAACAGGACAUACCAGAAGAUUUUGUACAAGUCAGAUCCCUCUGCAUGACAACAUAAUAGAUAUAUAA